Molecule: messenger RNA, 713 nt
Organism: Ruditapes philippinarum (Manila clam)
Lineage: Eukaryota; Metazoa; Mollusca; Bivalvia; Venerida; Veneridae
Exons: 4
Coding region: 267-605 (112 amino acids)
Source: RefSeq, a predicted model, not a curated record
GAGUAAUUUAUAUGCCAGUAAAGAAUGACUUGAAAAAAAUUUGGGGCUAAUUAUGAUUCAGCAACUUACGGUACAAAAUAAACAAUUUUUUUCAGUAAUUAGGUACAACCCAAAAUUUAUGUUAAACACAUGUAAACAACAAUAUUAGUGAUCAAUAACAAAUAACGAGGAAAUGACAAGGCCAUCAACAUAAAUAAACAAUGUGAAGCAUCUAUAAAAAGGCGCUGAUUUGAUCAGAAUGUUAUAGUUUUCAACAAGACGCAACUAUGAAUAAGACUUUGGCAAUUUUGGCGGCAUGUGCGGUCUUUUUAGGACUUGUGUACUUAGCUGAGGGGCAGGGCGAUUUUAGCAACUUUGGCGGAGGCGGCGGUUACCCAUAUCCUGGCGGCGGCGGUUACCCUGGAUAUCCUGGUGGAGGCGGAUUUCCUGGUCAUGGAGGCGGCCAUUUCCCUGGCGGCGGUGGUUAUUGUACAUGUAGACGAUAUUGCUUCCGUGGUGAAAGAUACUCCGGCAGAUGUCGUCCACCAUGGAGAAGACGCCACUGGGGAGGUUUCAGACGUAGACUUGUUAGAUGUUGUCCGAUAUAUGGGCCCUAUCAAGGUUGAUUACGAAACUAUACGUGUGCAGAACAACUAUACUCAUCUUGUAAUAUCGAGUGGAAUAAAAUGAUUUUGAAUGUAAUUUCUUUUGUAAUAAAGCCAGAGAAAAAUGAA